CCUCAGCCGCUCAGGCCGCGCGGGUGCUCGCGUAGGGCGUUGUUUGGUUUCAGCUCCGGGGUGGCGGCGGGGGCGGGGCGCUGAGCGGUCCGCCGGGGCCUGUCCUUCGCGUCCUCCCCGGGUCGCCUGCCCGCCUUCCUCCGCAGUCCGGAGCCAGGCGGAGCCCAGACCUGGCGGGGACAGCUGCACCCCCGGCCCGGCACCCAGAGCCUGCCGCCACCAUCGCCACCGUCCAUCGUUGGUACCGGCAAUGGCCUUCGUAUCGCCCGCUGUGCUUGUGACCGAUUUGGACCCAGAAUAUUGAGAACUCACUUCGGUCCCCAUCCCAGCCGUGCCCGCCCAGUUACGGCUUAGCUGCAGCGCCGCUAGACUGUCCGACUUUGAGAGCACCAUGGACCAGAGUGGGAUGGAGAUUCCUGUGACUCUCAUCAUUAAGGCACCGAAUCAGAAAUACAGUGACCAGACUAUUAGCUGCUUCCUGAACUGGACCGUGGGGAAACUAAAAACACAUCUAUCUAACGUGUACCCUAGCAAACCUUUGACAAAGGACCAGAGGUUGGUGUAUUCCGGCCGACUGCUUCCUGACCAUCUGCAGCUGAAAGACAUUCUCAGAAAACAAGAUGAGUAUCAUAUGGUUCAUCUAGUCUGUACUUCUCGGAGUCCUCCCAGUUCUCCAAAAUCCAUCACUAAUAGAGAAGAGCAUGAAGCACUGGCGUCUAGCACCAAUUCUAAUUCAGAUUACUCUGAUUCAACAACUCCAUCCCCCAGUCAAGAGAAUUUGUCAUUAGUUGCUGGUUCUUCAGAAGGAUUGAGGCAUCGUACCCUUCCACAAGCACAGACUGACCCAGCUCAGAGUCAUCAGUUUCCAUAUGUAAUCCAAGGAAAUGUGGACCACCAGUUUCCUGGGCAAGCUGUGCCACCUGGGUUUCCAGUGUACCCUGCUCUCAGCCCACUGCAGAUGCUGUGGUGGCAGCAGAUGUAUGCUCAUCAGUAUUAUAUGCAAUAUCAAGCUGCAGUUACAGCUCAGGCCUCAUCAAGUGCCAACCCAAUUCACCCCACUGCAUCACCGCCUUUAAAUUUGGCACAUGUUCCUGGAGAAGAGCCUCCACCAGCUCCCAACCUAGUGGGCCAAGAAAAUGGGCCCAUGAAUGAGAAUGUUCAGAUGAAUGCACAGGGGGGACCAGUGCUAAACGAAGAGGACUUCAACCGCGACUGGCUAGACUGGGUGUACACAUUCUCGCGAGCUGCAGUUCUCCUCAGCAUCGUAUACUUCUACUCUUCUUUUAGUCGGUUUAUCAUGGUAAUGGGAGCCAUGCUGCUGGUUUAUUUACACCAGGCUGGAUGGUUCCCAUUCAGGCAAGAAGGCGGCCAGCAACAGGUUCCUAACAAUGUUGACAUUAACAACGACGGGCAGAAUGCAAACAACCUAGAACUUGAGGAAAUGGAGCGUCUUAUGGAUGAUGGACUUGAAGAUGAGAGUGGAGAAGAUACAGGUGAAGAUGCCAGUGCAGUGCAAAGGCCCGGGUUGAUGGCUUCAGCAUGGUCUUUUAUCUCCACCUUCUUCACUUCACUGAUACCAGAGGGGCCUCCUCAAGUUGCCAAUUAGACCUGAAAACUGUGCCAGCUGAAAAAGAGGGUUUGACUUUAGGAAAGUGGUUUAAAUAACAGUGCAAUUUCAAAAGAAGAAAAUGUAUAACUUUCUUUUAAUGAUCAUGUACAGAGGUCUUUUCUUUAAGCUUCUCACGCAUAUGAAUAUUUUAAGCACAAAUGGACUACUAAGUGUGUGAUUUUUUGUUUGUUUGUUUAAAGAUUCUAACAGAGCAUAGCAUAACAGUACUGGUCUUCCAGUUUUAUUCAUUUCAAUUAUGUGUAGUGCGCCAAGCAGAACCACUGUGUGUUGUUUCUUUAAAGAGCUGCUACACCUUUAAAUGUCCAUAGCUAGAUAGCCAACCCUUCAGUGUGUACUUUGAAUAAAUAUAUCUAUUUUCUGUGAAUUAUCCUGAAAGUUUUAAACAGAAAUGACCUCAUAGUUUUUAAUAAAGAAGUUUAUUUACCUAAAAUGUGCUAGUAGCAUCUUGCCCACCCAUAAAGCAAUAAACUUCUCAAAAAUCUUAAUUUUGACAUUUGAAUAAAUGAUGGAAACUUUCUAUUUUAAGGACACAUGUCGUAUCAGUUGGAAUUAGUAUCUUAAAAGAAAAAAAAGGCAGCUCUUCAUUGGAAUGAAGUGAUACAAAAUGUUUGAUAUGGCAGUACUUUUAUAAACUAUGCUGGAAAUUGCCCCCUGUAAUUUUUUAAAUAAAAAGUCAAUUAUGAUAAAUA
Molecule: messenger RNA, 2319 nt
Organism: Myodes glareolus (Bank vole)
Lineage: Eukaryota; Metazoa; Chordata; Mammalia; Rodentia; Cricetidae
Gene: Herpud2
Product: HERPUD family member 2
Biological process (GO): endoplasmic reticulum unfolded protein response
Molecular function (GO): protein binding
Source: RefSeq, a predicted model, not a curated record